UCGUUAUUUCCGUUUAAAUGAGUACAUCAUUUGCUAACUAGGGUAAAGGCGCUUGCCAUCUAAAUAUGUCCAAGGAUGCAAGCAGCGCGUUUGUUCAACAGAAUGUGAGAAAGCUUGUGAAAUGUUUAGCUGGCGGCAACUCGACAAAAUCUCAGAGACGAACUUUGGAGCAAUAUGGAUUGCACAAGGUGCAAAUUCAUCGCUCCUUGGCUAUCAACAGACACGAAGUGCGACGAUCCGUUGAUAAUAUGAUCGAGAGAUUUCGCUGCGAGGGCAUGCCGCAUCAGGCUAGCGCACUGCGGUAUCUGAGCACGCUCAUCAUGGACCAUGACUUGUGGAAGUCCCUCUACGUGACGGACGUACAAUAUUCGGUCAUCGAUUUUCUCCUGAGCGUGACCUAUGCGCCCAUCCAAACGGUGCGACGCAAUAGAAGACUGAUGGAUCUACAGCUUCUGGUUCUAAAACAUGAUCUCGAAAGGGCGCCGACUAACGAUAAACUCGUGAAUCAGUCCCUGUCUAAUCCUGCAGAGGCAGACGUCGAUUGGGUGGCGGUACUAACAGAGGAUUUCGAUAAAGAAUCACUACUAAGCUCGGAUAGCAACAGCAGCUUGAGCGACUGGUCCGAUGACGAAGAAAGUUUCAGUACAGAGAACACAAUGCAUGAGAUCGAGGAGGAAGAAUCAAGUACGAGCCUGCAGCUGUUUGUCAGAAAUUUUCCUUGCCACUCAACUGAAUCGACAUCGUUCGAUGGCACCCCAAAACGUUCCAGCUGGUGCAAGCUGCCCACGCUGUCAGCGGUGCAGGCUCCAAGUGCGCUGCCAACAUACACCAAAUUUAUUGCCGAAUCCACUAAUCUGUCGACAAAGGUGCAUUCUUAUUGGUGGCUGCAACACGUCAAAUGCUAUUCAUAUACAAUGAAUUUCGAUCCAUUAGCGAACUUUGCUAGUGCUUAUGUGCAGUAUAUGAAUCCACAGACGCAACGCUUGCUGCCUAAAACCAUCGAUGAGCACAGCCUGAUUCGUGAGAUCAUCUUCAUGUUUUUUAUGCCGGCUAGUUGCUGCUUCUUUCGUGUGCACCCAGAAUCGAUGGAGAUCAGCGUUUGCAGUGAUGUUUCCAUCUGCAGCGUUAGCAACGGCACUCUGAAGACAGUGCUGGAGGCGGAGGUGUUGCCAGCCAUGCAGGCCAUGCAACAACUGCGACAGAUUGUCAAAGAGCAUACGCUGCUCAACGACCAUACGCCCACCUCAGGGACACUUCAAUGCUUUGCUGUGGGGCUGCGCGAUGUCAUCCAGCCCAUCGAGCAGCGUCUCAUUGCCUUCGAACGGCAACUGCUUGACUGUGGCGCCGGCAUUACGGAGUCGUCUCUAACGCUGAUUGCCUUUGUGCGGCACAUGGAUGUGCAAUUCAAACAGCUGCAGGUUAUCCAAUCGCUUGCGGCCAACGCAAUUGUUACGGCCCCGCCGCAUCUGCGGAGCGCCUAUCUGCUCUCUCAUCUGUUUAAGCACACAAAAAUGCACGUACCGAACCAGAAGAUGGCAAUGGCACUCCUGCUGAUCACGCUGAAGCGCUAUUGCACCAUCAUUGAUAACUGGUGGCGCAGUGGCAAUCUUAAAGACAGUCGCCACGAGUUUAUAAUGGAAUGCAGUCGCGAUGACAGUGUGUAUGCUGUACAAAGCGUACGUGAACGUUGCCGAACGGAGGACCCAAAGGAUGUGCAUCGAAUUAUACUUAAGGAACUGCGCGACUGCAAAUUAUAUCACUUGCUCAUGGAGCAUGCACUCCAGUUCGGUGAGACGCAGAAUCUGCUGGGCAGCCACAAUUUGCUGGGUGAGUUGAUUGAGAACAGCAAACAGGUUGGAUCGCUGCACUCGGAUCUUAUCAAAGAGCUCUUCGAUGAGCUGAAGAGCUUUGGAUGCGUCGCCUGCCCAGUUGGUCGCCGGCGUACUAGCGUUCUGGACGAUGUUCGCCAGAACUGGCAGCAGGACAAAGCGCUGAUACUGCAGAGAUUCAGUGAGCUGGGCGAUCCGCAGCUAAUGGGCUUUUUUACGCAGCACCUGAAGCAAUCACAACGGGAGCAAGUGCAAAUGGAACAGAGAACGCCGCCGCUGCAGGUGCUCGAUAUAUUGGAAGCGCUGGAAAUAUGCACGCCACUGCAGUUGCCCCAGGUGCUGCCACGUGCCCUGGCCAAGGUGUUACGGAAUCGCAUCGAACUGGCCAAUGUCUUUGUGAUGCGAUGGUAUCGUGAGGAGUUGCUGCUGGGUGAACAUGUACGCUUUCUGCGCCAUCUGCUUAUGUUGGAGGCUGACUAUCUGCUAUAUCCAUUCUAUACAUGGCUCUACCGCAAGAUUGAGUCGGGCGAGCAAUGGGCGCGCACAUCGGAUCUCACCAAGUACCUGUACACGGUCCUGGAUCCGCACUAUCCGGCCAUGGCCAGCGAUAUAUAUGUGGAGAUCAUUUCGCGCAUGCGCUCACAGUCAAUUAAAGUGUUCGAAGCUCUGGAAGCCAUCGAGGUGAAGUACACCAUGCCGCAGGCGCUGUCGACCAUUGUUACAGAGGAAAAUAUGAAGUGUUACAAUGACAUUUGGAGGCUAUUGCUCAAGAUCAAAUGGGCGGCAUGGAAGCUGGAGAAUAUGCGUUUCAUACGGCGUAACUCGAAAGAUCUGUACGCACCGCUCGAUCUGCUGGGCCUGACGGUGCGCCGGCUGGAAAUGCUCCGUUUUUGGAUGAUCAAUCUGAUCAGCAGCCUGCAUACGCAUCUCUGCACCCACGUUAUACACGCCAUGGGCAUGCACUUCGAACUCGAACUGAAGAAGACGCGCAACAUCCGCGAGCUGACCAAGCUGCACAAAGACUAUCUGUUGCAGCUAUCCAGGCACUGUCUGCUCACCAAAGAAUUUGAGGACUUUCGCUCGGCUCUGGAGCAGAUAUUCCAUUUGGUAUUUGUGCUGGACAUGGAGUGGCAUAGCUGCACUAGCUAUCUAAAUGAUUCGCAUGCGCUUAGCAUAGAUCCUAGCUUUUGUGGUGGUGACUCCAGCUAUGUGGGCUGCAAAAGUUUGGAUACCUCUGAAGUUAACAAUGGUUUGGAGUAUCUGGCGCUUAGCCAGGUGGGCGAGAUUGAAGGCACCUACAAACGUUGCCAUCAAUUGCUGGCCUCAACACUCACGACGCUUGUCUAUAAGGACGAUCACAAGAUUUUCAGUUCUCUGGAACUGGCUCUGAGCUCGAGCGUGCCCUGCUAAAUCUAUGACCGAUCCCAAGGACCCACCCACACACACCCACCCACAUACACCCACACACAUACACACAUACACCCACACACACACACAGACACACGUGUAAUUACAUUAUUCAUUAAAGUUGUGUUUGUAUAAGGAGAAAGUGGCGUUGUGUUUCUUAAAUAAAAUAUUGAAAUUAUUUGCAUUA
This is a messenger RNA of Drosophila grimshawi, 3423 nucleotides long. RefSeq lists its product as uncharacterized. Gene Ontology annotation, biological process: microtubule nucleation; spindle assembly; mitotic cell cycle. Lineage: Eukaryota; Metazoa; Arthropoda; Insecta; Diptera; Drosophilidae. Gene Ontology annotation, cellular component: equatorial microtubule organizing center; centrosome; spindle pole. Bases 66 to 3239 code for a protein of 1057 amino acids. The transcript is spliced from 6 exons. Gene Ontology annotation, molecular function: gamma-tubulin binding; microtubule minus-end binding. The record is from RefSeq and is a predicted model, not a curated record.